AAAACAAUUACCCAACUGUCUAUGCAUUCCGGAAAUAUUUUGACCUUAAGGAAGAACUAACGCUGCAUCAUUGUCUCUAAAGAGACGGUGACAUUUAUUAACUAAUUGAGAUUAAUUGACAUUUGCAUAAAUGAUUCGGAAACAAGAGAUGAUGCUAAAUGGGACUUAUGAGUAUAUAUUAAAUCGAUCUAUACUUGGUAACUGUUUUAUUAUGUUAAUUCCUCAUUUGUAUUGUCUCAUGCGGUUAUCUUUUGAAAUAUUAUCAUACAUUUCCGUACAAGAAACAAGCAGAUAUAUUGCUGUGUCAUUAUAAAAGGAUUGAUAGAAAUAGAACAGUAAGAACAACAGUGUGUUUUAAUCAUAUGUUUGAUAAAUUGAUUUUAUAAAUUGGAUAUAAAAACAAGAAACGUGGAUAUCUAUAAUUUAUGCUCUUAAAAUGUUCUCUUAAGAGCCUGACAAGAGUUAAAGGUUUGGAAUUAAGCUAUCAAGACAAGCAAUAAUACUACAUAUAAGAACUAUUAUUAUAAAGGUCACUCCGUCCUUAAAUUUAAUGACACAAUUAAUAUUAUAGUGAUAAAAGAAUACGUCACUUAAAUCAAACUGUUUCAAUAACCUGUUUAUACAACGAACCAAAAACAGGGUCUGUUUGAUUGAUAAAAAUCAAAAGAUAAACAUUCAGAUUAAAGGAUAAGCAAUACAGGACUAUACACGCAACAACAUAAACUAGGAUGAACUGUUGUAGACCAAACACGGAAAAGACUGUCAGUACUGAAGGAACCUACACACCUAAAGAAGAAGGACAAGAUGAGACCGAAAAGGCUGAAAGAAAUUUUGAAUCAGACAUCCGGGAGUUAUUUCAGUUGUUUGACACGGACAACAGUAAAACAUUAUCAGCUCUAGAACUUGGCAAGGCGAUGAUGUUUCUAGGUAUGAGUCCUACUGAUGAAGAGGUAGAAAUAGCAAUGAAAGUGCUCGAUGUUAAUGGUACUGGAAAGAUAAAAUUUCAAGAAUUCUUCACGUUCAUAAAGCGAGAGAUGUCGAAAGUCAAUGACGGGUACUACACAACAAAAGAGGACGUUAUACGUUUGGCAUUUCAGACAUUUGACAAAGAGGGAAAUGGCUUUGUUGAUGAAAAUGAAUUAAGAACAGCAUUGAAAACAAUGGGAGAAUGUCUUACUGACAGGGAGUUUGAUGACAUGAUGAAACUUGCUCACGUUGAUGAUGAUGGUAAAGUUGAUUAUGAAGAAUUUAUUCAGGCAUGGUGUCGAAGGAGGUAAUUUCUCCCUCAUCAGUUUGUACGGCUUCUCCAUGUCAUAUAAUUGUGAUGAAUUCACAUUUUAAUGUGCUAUUAGGGAAACGUUUUGAGGUCAACAGGCAUAAUCAAACUUGUGUGAGACAUCGUUCUAUUGAUACCGUAUACAACCGUGGAAGAAAUGUUUGAAAGAACUUAUUAUAAUAUCAGUAUAGUAGUAUUUUAUGCUGCCCUUGGAGUGAAAAGAUUUUUUGACCGUGUUCUUGUUUCGUUCAACUUAAAACAUAUUGAAAUUAAUGACAUUUUGUCUAAUGUUUUUUGUUUUAUUUGUUAUUUUUUGCUGUUGUUCUUUUUAUUUAUUACUAAAUUCAAUGUAAAUAUACAAGAUGCUGUUAUAUGUUCACUUAAAACGUUUAACCUUUAUCAUUCUAAAUAUUUCAAAUAGAAUUUGUUCCAUCUUUUAAUUUGGACAAAACUAUAUAUAUGCAUUGUUAGAAAAAAAUCAGAAUAUGUCUAAAUUACACACGUGACGGCACCUUUAUGCCGAGCGGUGUUAUCCUGCAAUUAUUACACAGGUAGAUAAUCAUAGGUAAAAUCAUCUACGGACAGCAAGGCAUAUUCAGGAUUAAAAUUGGGAAGAGUUUUUUUUAUAGAUUUAUUUUUCACUCUUUUUUCACAAUCUUCUAUAGCAUAGCUGAUAAUGCAUAAUAUCCAUUAAAAUACAAAUACUGAUAGAAUCUCAUAUGAAAUGUGUAACAUUGCUUUGCAUAAACAAUUCAACAAGUAAUACUUUUUUGCAUUCAUUUUACUUGUUCUAUAAUUAACUUACGGUACGAAUAGUUCUUAAAGUUUUUCUUGUAAUGAUUUUUGCACAUAUGAAUAGAACUGACAGAAUUUCUAAUAAAA
Molecule: messenger RNA, 2158 nt
Organism: Ruditapes philippinarum (Manila clam)
Lineage: Eukaryota; Metazoa; Mollusca; Bivalvia; Venerida; Veneridae
Product: calmodulin-beta-like
Exons: 9
Coding region: 729-1277 (182 amino acids)
Cellular component (GO): myosin II complex
Molecular function (GO): calcium ion binding
Source: RefSeq, a predicted model, not a curated record